AGCGUUGCUUAGAGAUGCAAAGGCAAUGCAGCUCCACAGGCUCAGAAAGCAACAAAAAGAUGAGGAAUGUGGCGGGGAGGGGGCUUUUUUAUGUAUUUUGUAGUGUGAGGGGUUUUUUGUUGUUGUUUUUUGGUUUUUAAGGGCAGCCUUUCUGUCUCCAGGAGCCGGUGGCGAAGCCGCCCUGCUGGGCAGGGUUUGGCCGCUUCCCCCUCAUUUCGCCCAAAAAUCUUCCGGACGGAGGGGGCUGCCUUCUGCCCGGGGCGGGUGUCGGAAGCUCUCAGGGCGGGGAGGGCUGGGGCACCUAAGGAGCUCCCGAGGGCGUGUGGGGUGCCAGGAGACCCUGCGGUGACAGGAGGAGGCAGAAUGGAGGUCCUGGAGGAGCGUGAAGAAGAGGAGCACGAAGAAGAGCAGGAAGAAGAGGAGCAAAAAGACAAAGAGCUGAAGCCUUUGGAGAUCAGUGAUAAACCCGAGGACUUGAAGACAAAGGAGUCUGUGGAGCGAGUCUGUGUCCCAAGUGAUGUACCUGAUUUUGACUGGAGCUCCAUUGACACGUCUCAGUUACCAUCCUCGUACAAGACAAAUUCCCCAAGUGAAGAGAAGCUGUUGCAUGUUGCUGCCCAUUUCCUCCAGCAGUACACUCACAUCUGCCCUGACCGCAAGCCGCUCUUCCUACACCCGGUCAACGAGUGUGGUGUGGAGAAGUUUGUGAGCACAACGGUGAGGCCAACCCUGCUGCCUUAUACAGAGCUGUACCACUGGGAUGGCUGUGCCAGCUUUGUCUCUGAUUACCUCAUUAUGGAGCCCCUCAAGUCCCCUAUCACACCGCCCAGUUCACUCUAUUCCCCAACCACCAUCCUGAAAUAUCAGCGAGGGAACUGCUUUGACUUCAGUGUGCUGCUGUGCUCCAUGCUGAUCGGGGCUGGGUAUGAUGCCUAUUGUGUGCACGGGUAUGCCACCCGCGAGAUAUGCACCCUGGACGAGACUCUGGAGGUGUGUCCGCUGCUCAGGAAGACACAGGAGGUACCAAAAGAGGAAAUUAAGAAGUCCAACAAGUAUAGAAUUAAGUCCCCACCAGACCUGCAGAGCAAGUUCGAACUUCAGCAAAAGGCCAAGAAGGCAAAGAAGGCAGAAACUGAAGCUGCUCAAAAGGACAAGGAAAGAGGAGAGGAGAUGGUCAUGAAAGUGGAAAAGCCCAAGGGAGACCCUUUGCAUGGCUUACGGGUGCAUGCAUGGGUUUUGGUUCUGUCUGGGAAGAGAGAGGUGCCUGAGACUUUCUUCAUCAAUCCCUUCACGGGAAACAGCCACAGCACCACGGAUGAGCAGUUCCUUGGGAUUGAGAGCAUCUGGAACCACAGGAACUACUGGGUGAACAUGCAGGACUGCUGGAAUGGCUGCAAGGAUCUCGUCUUUGACUUGAGUGACAAUAUCCGCUGGGAGGUUAUGCUUUCAGGGAGUGACAAGCCUCAUCAGCUGCUCCCAGAUGCUGAGGAGAAAAAUGAGUUGCCUGACAAUGACAUGGAUGACGUGCCAGAACCAGAGGAUGAAAACAGGAAUUUGGAUAUGCCACCAUCGUGGGUAGACCCAAUUCAGAUAUCUCCCAGAGAGUUUGAGACCCGCUGUUGCCAGGGGACAAAGGUGACUCUGUACAAGAAAGCAAAGCUGGAGAAAUGGGCACCAUAUCUGAAUGCAAAUGGGCUGGUGAAACGGCUCACCGUCUACGCAGAUGCAGAGUGUUCUGAAGUAGUGGAGGUGAAGGAGUGGUUCACAAACCGAGAAGACAUGUUGGAUUUGAGAGAAGUGAAUAAGCGAACACAGCUGACCACAGACUACUUCAGCCCAGGACACCGCUUCCAUCUUAAAGCUCACACCUACAUGUGGCUGGAACCAGAGACUGAAAAUACGAUGGAGUUUUACAACGAGGCGCGAGUUGAUGGCCUCCAGAAACGCGUUCAAAGUGCUAUGGAGAUGACAGAGUACUUUGUGGGGCGGGAUGACUUUCUGCACGUCCGGUACACGGAGUUUGGCAAAAGAGGAAAGAAAGUACACUUGGCUGGCAUGAGAGCUGAUGCUAACGCCCGGCCUAUAGUGCAAAUCAAGGAGUGUUUCCACAGAAACCCAGAAAAGCCUGCUGAUGAAGAUGUAGCAGAACGUAUCUUUCUGAUCACAGAGGAGAUGAUCCAUCUGACAUACCACCUCAAGGAUAACUACCUUACUGCCUCACAGAAGGAUUUCUUCAAAAUACCAGAGGGGGAGAUAAGAGGAAGAGAAGACGUCAUGACCCCAGACAUGUGCAUCACAUACCAGGCGGGGUUCUCUAAGGAAGAGAAGCUGGUCCAUCUGUACAAAAUGUUGCAGGAGCUAAUAGAGGUGGAGAAGCAGCUGAAGGAACAAGUGCGGCGAUCUGAAGCAGAGGUCUUAAACAUUUUGAAGACCCGUGAGAAUGAAGAAAAUUCCGUUAAAUUGUUAGUUUCAAUUUAUGAUACAGAGAGGAAUGAAAAGAGAAGACAAGAGUAUGAAGCUAUGAAGAAGAGCAGGGAGGAUGAUCUCCUGGGACAAGAGGGCCAGGAUCUGGAUUACUUGGCACCUUUCCUUCUUCAAACUGGAAACACAGAGAAAAUUACCAAGGCACAGGCCCUGCGCCUCAGAAAUGAUUGCCUGGCUGAUUUGAAGCGGCGCCUCGUUAAUAAAGCCAACAUCAUCCAGGCUCGCUUCGAUAAGGCGGUGGAAGAGCUGCAGAAGAAAGAUGAGUGGUUCCAGGAAAACCAGGAUAAGCUCAGCGAAGAGGAAGAGGAGGAAUUCCUCGCCCGUUACUCUGAAACCACGUUCCUUAUCCACAUUCUAUCGCUGAGGCUCAGGAGGGAAAAGGAAACAGCGCCACAGAAAUACCUUGCUCUGGAAGAGAAGCUGCGCAAGGAUCCUCGCUUCGCUGAGCACCUCGGUCACGCCUGACUUUACUCCUUCACACCAGACGCUGGAAGUUGGUGUAGACGCCUGUUAGAUGCAGCCUGGAAAAAACAUGGAAAGCUUUUCCUACUUUCCUGCAGCAAAUCUUUUAUUAUCAUCAGAUUAAUGGAGAUUUUAAUGAACUUGUAGAAUUCUGCUUCUUCUUUUCCUUCUCUUCUGUUUAAGGCCCAUCUACAAUUUCAUCAAUUGUCUUCUCAUGCAAUUCCAUCAUGUUUGCGACUGAAGUCUGAAUGAGACCUAAGUUUUAUGGUCUGCUUCAGAAGUUGCUAUAAAUUAUGCAUGCUGUGUUGCAGGGUCCUUUUUCCCCAAACCUGUGGGAAUAACAGUUCUUUUCCAACAUAAUAAUAUUUUAGCAAAUUUAUGAUUUGGUUUUAUAAGUAGCACAAGCGAAGAUUUUGAACUUGUGAGAUCAUAACAAAUACAAAAAUUCUUUGACCUCAUUUAGAGCCAUCUGUUAACCACAAAACCCAGAAAGACUAAUAUGCAAGCUGACAAACUUUGGAUUUUGACAUCUUUGUUUUUCUUUUCGAAUAUCUCCACUCAGUGUUCACAAAUAUACAGGUAGAAAGUAAAAAGAAAUCCAAAAAGCAUACCAAAUCCAAGAAAUUUUAGGUGAUCAGGUGAUUUGGUUAAUAAUAAUUCCCCCAAAUCCACAAGUGGAAGCCGGUAUGUGUGUGCCAUGUAUUGGUGUUUCUGUAAGUCCCUGAACCUGCUGGGAAGCGAUUUCUGAUGUCACCUGUAGUAGAUGAGGCACCAUGGACACCUGUGGUGGUUCCACCUACAGUUCCCAACUGCUACAGUCUUCCAGGAACAACCUCCAAUGAUCAUCUUCAGCAAAGACUAUAGGGAUUGCAGCUCGGGGAAAGCAGAAACCUAUUUUGCUGUGAUACAGCAGAAGGGACAUUACACUUGAAAUAUAGCAUGAACCAGAGCAGAUUAA
Columba livia (rock pigeon) is the source of this 3904-nucleotide messenger RNA. It is a transcript of the gene DRC7, whose product is annotated as dynein regulatory complex subunit 7. NCBI's taxonomy places the organism in Eukaryota, Metazoa, Chordata, Aves, Columbiformes, Columbidae. Gene Ontology annotation, biological process: flagellated sperm motility. The record is from RefSeq and is a predicted model, not a curated record. The transcript has 18 exons. Gene Ontology annotation, cellular component: motile cilium. The coding region runs from base 364 to 2949 and encodes 861 amino acids.